Molecule: messenger RNA, 3661 nt
Organism: Labrus bergylta (ballan wrasse)
Lineage: Eukaryota; Metazoa; Chordata; Actinopteri; Labriformes; Labridae
Molecular function (GO): DNA binding
Source: RefSeq, a predicted model, not a curated record
ACGCGAAGAUGACGGACAUCGCUGCACCGGAAGUUGAUGCAUUUAUGAAUUUUAAUAAACUUGUUUUUUUUUCUUCUUCUUUAUGUUCUAUCGAGAGCGGCAGCUGGCGGCAACAGUGCGGUGCGUUAAGAGAAUUAUCAGUCAUUAUAUUGCCGUUAACGUCUCCGGUUCGUGUCUUCUGAUGACGGAGAGUCCGGAAAGACACGUCCAGCAGCGGACACACAGCGGCGGCACCGGGCCGACGGUGGUAAAGGUGGAGUCAUGUGUGUCAGAUUUACCUGUCUUCACCCCUCCACAUACUGCUGAGCUACACUUCCUGCGGUCUAGGGUUCGAGAGCUAGAAAGAGAGAAGGCCGAGCUGUCUGCAGAGAACCAGAGACUGAAGAGUAUGCUAGUCCACGAAAUCCCUGGGCUCCUGUCGACUAUGUGGCAGACGUUGGGCCAGACCAAUGGUCAGCUCUCCAAUUCCACGGCAACAGGCAGGAGUGACAGUUAUGCUCCAUACUCGCAUCACCAACCCCCACUUACCAAUCAGGAUGGAGACUUCAGCCCACAGGUCUACGUCCAACAGCUCCAAGAGGAGCUGAGCGUGGACAUGUCUGAGUCCUGGGGCCAGCUGGGCUCUGACCACGAGGAGGGGCCAGGAGGAGCUGACCUGGCCCUGGGGAGCCACAUGGCUGAGGAAGCACCGCUGUGCAGUCAAACUGACAUGGACGAGCUAAGGAGGAGCUGCUCUGAGAGCCAGUGCACUAGUGGACAUAUUAAUGGACAGGUGAGCCGGGUGGAGGUGUAUCCCGGCUCUGGGGUUCUCUGUGAUGUCCGCUCUUGGCAGGCAGCAAACCAGGCCCAGUCUCCAACAGCGAUGGCGCGAACACUCUUAAUGGGUGUGUUUGAUAUGAACACUCUGAUGAACAGUAACCUACGAGGUGGACGGAGUCGCCGGCCAGCUUUUCACCCACAACGCAGUGCGCUGGAUCCACACAAGAUCAACGCCAUCUUCAAUGCCAUCUUGGCUCGUUUCCCUCUUGCAAAAAGAGGAGUCAUCGGCUCUGGCAUUAACUCCAAACUUUCUGAGAUCCGUUUCCGCUCCCGCAGAGCCAAUCGAGAUCCACAGUUUCUCUAACCGACAGCUAGCUGGCUCUGCCCACCUGCAGACAAAAACAAACAAAAGAACUCGAAAGGCCUUCCUCUGCUGGACCAUGAGAAACUUUCUGACUGGCUGUUUAAUUUCAAACCUUUGCUCAGCUGCAGGUUAGGGGAUUCAGUGUCUCUGUUAUCAUAAGCGUCUGUUACAAAGCUUUGUGUUGCCAUAACUACCUGGUGAUCUACAUUAACACAAAGUGUCUGUGAAGAGACACAAAACUACCUCAUAAACACAAAGACAUGUGAAACAACAAAGAGACUGGUACUACAAGAACCAUAACUUCAAGAGCUUCAAGCUACCAUGGAGGGACAACUUCAGCAAUACAACAAAAAGACUUAAAACAAGCACAUUUACAUGAGCAGAGAAGAAGUGAGACAUCCACAUAUACACACUUGGUCAGACAUGCACACACAGCGCUGCGCUCCCCAGCUGGCUCAGCUGAUCCUGUCUGGCCUCUGCAACACCUCUGUUACUAACUCUGAAGACGGUACAGAGGGAUCACUUUGUCCCUCCAUGGCGCCUCAUCAACACUCAGUUUAAAAGCAAAACAUCGUAAAAGGGACAUAAAUAUUGUGGCUUGAAACGGCAGUCUGAAUACGGAUAGAGACAAAGACAAAGACAUUCCCACAAAAGUUUCCGCUAAACAACUACUAAAGGAAGCAAAAUGACGCAAAUGUACAAAUGGCUGGUCACAAAAACAAAGCACCAUUAACACAGGACCAGAGCGACAGCCAUGAAGACAAAACUUCAGACACUACUGCAAAAAAACCCAAACAUACACAAAGAUUUCACAAACAUUCUGAGAAUCUGAGAAACUUAGCUUAAAACACCCUAGCAAGGAUUUUUAGCUUAGGAGUGAUCUAAGAACAUCAGCACGUAAAGAGACUUAAUUAGAGAUCGGAUGCACCAGUGGAGGUUAACACAGCAUACCUGUUUCAUCUUGCACUGAAAAAGUCUUGGAUAGAUUGAAAUGUCUGCAGAAAUCAUUUGGUCUGUUCCGCCCAACUAUGAGUGAAAAAGAUGAUUCUUCUUGUAGUGUUUGAAGAACACUUCCCUGUUUCCUCCUCAGCUUGAGAAACUCUUCAUCCUGUUGAAAGUCCUGCUCCUAACAGUUUGACACCUCAGGAGCUCUAUAAGGGCUAAGAUGCUUUGUGAAUAACUUUCAUCUUUACAAGGAUCUAGUCCUAACUUUGAGGGUAAAUUCUUGCAAAAUGUCCUGAUUCUAAGAAUUGUGUUAGAAUUUUGACACUAGGAGCAACUCUUAGUACUUAGGAGGAUUUAUGAAUACAAUCCCAAGACCAUUAAAAAAAAACCUUAAGAGACCAGCACAAAAACAUACUCCCACACAAAACAGCCACUAAAAUACAGUUACAAACACAUAGAACCAUUAAGAGUCUCAAAGGGUAUCAAACAGUGACCCCAAGAAACUUAAUAUGACCACAAAGAGACAACCAACUGCAAAGACAAGACUACAAAAAACUCAAAUGCUACUCAUGUCUGUUUUUGUCAUGGUGAGCCUCAGCUGCUCACAGUCAGGACUUGUUUUUGUUUAAUUUGUAUGUAAUGUGCUGCAGACAUGUAAUGACAUUACAUGAACUGACUCGUAUUUAUGUCAUGUUGUUUGUGUGAAUUACAGUACCAUCAGUAAAUGUAAUCAUUUUGAACCCACUAUGGAAGUGAAUUUGAUUUGUUUUUUUCCUUUCACCCCUUAUCUACUUUGUCAUCCUUGUUGGAUCCCUCCUCUCCUUCUCUUAGCUCUACCACUUAAAUGGAUGACAUCACUCUCUCAGCUAAAUUCUGCCUUUGUAAUGUGUGUGUGUGUGUGUGUGUGUGUGUGUGUGUGUGUGUGUGUGUGUGUGUGUGAGAGUGUGUGUGCGCGUGUGUGCGCGCGCGUGUGUGUGAACUGACCAUUCAAAAGCUCUAUUUGAAUAUAAAUCAGCUGUCAUGGGGCGGAAAACACGAGACACAAAAACUCUCUCGCCUUGACAUUCUGCUUCUCCUCCUCCUCUCUCUCUACCCACAACCCCCCCACACACACCGCCUGGUGUCUUUGUCUCUGUCCUUGGCAGUGCAAUCGAGUCCUCAGAGCGUCUUUCAGGAGGAAAGAAUAGCUGAUUGUCUUCAUUAAGGAGGACGCCUUGUUUCAGGAAGUCCAGCCCGGGAAGAGAAGCAGAGAGGGGACGGAGGGGGUUGAGGGAGGGGUCAGACCUCUCCUUUAUACAUCACAGAGAUCCGGGUUUAACCGAAACAUCCCAUAGCAGAUCCAGAUCAAAUCAGAGAUUGUAGGACAUACUGUGAUAGACAGUUUAAAAGAGAGGGGGGGAAGAGAACUAACAGAGGAUGAAAGGGAGGAAACGAGAGGAGGUGAGAGUUUGGAAAUUAGCCAUCGUGGAUGUUACAGAAUCCCACUGUGACUCCUAAUUACUGAUCAGAGAACAGUUUUAAACAGCAGCAAGAGGAGGUGCCCCAUUUUACACGAAGGCUCUCUCAUUUUUGUGAACUAUUCCUUUAAUUAAA